Messenger RNA from Penicillium soppii, 384 nucleotides. RefSeq lists its product as uncharacterized. Lineage: Eukaryota; Fungi; Ascomycota; Eurotiomycetes; Eurotiales; Aspergillaceae. The record is from RefSeq and is a predicted model, not a curated record. The coding region runs from base 1 to 384 and encodes 127 amino acids. The transcript has 2 exons.
AUGCGAAUAACUGGGUUCCUUACCAAACCUCGACGCAUACGCAUUGUGUGUGUCGGGGCCGGGUAUUCCGGUCUGAUGACAGCAUACGAGGUUAAAUACAAUAAGGCUCUUGAAGGCUUUAUCGAUUUGACCAUCUAUGACAAGAAUGAAGACAUUGGUGGAACAUGGCUGGAGAAUAGAUAUCCUGGAGUUGCAUGCGAUGUUCCCGCGCAUAUCUACACCUUCCCUUUUGAGCCCAACCCGGACUGGUCUACAUUUUACGCUUCAGGCCCCGAGAUCUGGUCCUAUAUAAAGAGAACAUCAGAUAAAUAUGGUCUAGCUGAACAUGUCCAACUUCAAUCGAAAGUAGUCCAAGCGACCUGGGACGAGUCUUCGAGUAAGUGA